AUGUUAGCUGUCAAUGACACCAAAUCCAUGCCUGCAGUGUUCCUUCUUACUGGGAUAGAGGGACAUGAAGACAUCCAUCUCUGUAUCUCCAUUCUCUUGUGCCUUAUUUAUGCCAUUUUGAUAAUAGGAAAUACUGGCAUUCUGUUCAUUAUUAAAACAGAACCAAGCCUCCAUGAACCUAUGUACAUUUUCCUUUCCAUGUUGGCCACCACAGACCUUGCCUUAUCAAUGACCACCAUGCCGACAACACUAGGCGUGUUCUUGUUUCACUCUAGGGAAAUCGGCUUUGAUGCCUGUUUUGCCCAAGUGUUCUUCAACCACUCCCUUUCAUACAUUGAAUCCUCUGUGCUCCUGUUGAUGGCCUUUGACCGCUUCAUCGCGAUCCAUGACCCACUGAGAUACACGUCCAUCUUGACCCUGCCAAGAAUAUUCAAGAUGGGACUCGUGUGUGUGCUAAGAGGGGUGGCUUUAGCAUUCCCAUACCCCUUUCUCUUGAAACGGUUCCCAUACUGUCAAGCCAAUAUCCUCUCCCAUUCCUACUGUAUGCACCAUGAGGUCAUGAAGCUGGCGUGUGCGGACAUCACAGUCAACAGCAUCUAUGGCUUGUUUAUAAUGCUCUCCACGGUGGGGUUGGACUCUCUAGUUAUCCUCCUUUCAUAUGUGAUGAUCCUCAAAAUGGUGCUGAGCAUCACAUCCCGUGCAGAGUGCCUCAGAGCCCUGAACACCUGCGUCUCCCACCUCUGCGCCGUCCUACUCUUCUACACACCAAUGAUCGGUCUGUCUGUGAUACACAGAUUUGGAAAUAGCUCGUCUCACUGGCUUCAGAUUCUCUUUGAAUACGUCUACCUGCUGGUUCCGCCCCUGAUGAACCCGAUCGUGUACAGUGUGAAAAGCAAACCCCUGCGUGCAAGGAUCAUCAGGCUGUUUGUCAAGUGA
Messenger RNA from Pelodiscus sinensis (Chinese soft-shelled turtle), 936 nucleotides. RefSeq names its product olfactory receptor 51G2-like. Gene Ontology annotation, cellular component: plasma membrane. Gene Ontology annotation, biological process: G protein-coupled receptor signaling pathway. Gene Ontology annotation, molecular function: olfactory receptor activity; G protein-coupled receptor activity. NCBI's taxonomy places the organism in Eukaryota, Metazoa, Chordata, Testudines, Trionychidae. The record is from RefSeq and is a predicted model, not a curated record.